Messenger RNA from Cotesia congregata, 669 nucleotides. The record is from the annotation of a GenBank genome assembly. Lineage: Eukaryota; Metazoa; Arthropoda; Insecta; Hymenoptera; Braconidae.
AUGUCUUCGGAGUACUCUUACUGCAGUGAAAACGGGUUCGACGAGAUGUCAAGCUCGUCUGAUUCGGGGUUUGAUGUUAGUUUCGAGUCCCCGAAACACGAAAUUAAUUCGGUGGUUGAUUCUCUGUUUCCGCCGAUCAAGGAAGAGAAGAAGAAGAAAACCAGGAACACACGGUGCAAAAGUCCGACGCAGGUCCUGAAGCUCAAAAGAAACCGGCGAAUGAAAGCCAAUGACCGUGAACGUCACCGCAUGCAUACGUUGAACGACGCAUUGGAAAGGCUGCGAAUGGCCCUGCCCACAUUUCCCGAGGACACUAAACUUACCAAGAUCGAGACUCUGAGAUUCGCCCACAACUACAUAUGGGCGCUAUCCCAGACCCUGGGGAACAGCGAAGCCGGGGAAAUCACCGUCAACGUCGGCAACGUCACUGUUAGCAUCAGCGAGACCGGCAACAUGAUCACCUCUUCUACUGGAAGCUGUGCAGUCGCGGCCCAGAAAAGAUUAGGACCCAGCCAUCCUGCGUUUCCCUACCCCCAGGAGAGAUUCGUCCCCGAGUGGCAAGAGUACGAUUGCUACAGCGACCAAAGUGUCAGCCCUCCAGUGCAACACCAAAAAUUUUUUACAGUGAAAAAUGUCAAUGUUAUCUACUUUUUAAUUACUAAAGCUUGA